Molecule: messenger RNA, 6046 nt
Organism: Trematomus bernacchii (emerald rockcod)
Lineage: Eukaryota; Metazoa; Chordata; Actinopteri; Perciformes; Nototheniidae
Gene: slc1a2b
Product: solute carrier family 1 member 2b
Exons: 11
Coding region: 259-2031 (590 amino acids)
Biological process (GO): L-glutamate transmembrane transport
Cellular component (GO): plasma membrane
Molecular function (GO): glutamate:sodium symporter activity; neutral L-amino acid transmembrane transporter activity; L-glutamate transmembrane transporter activity
Source: RefSeq, a predicted model, not a curated record
GCUGAGGGGGGCUUGCAGACUUCAGGAUGGGGCAAUUCAGGUUGCUUUGGCUGUGACUCGUCUUGGCUGUGUUGACUCGCUCCUCUCUGGAUGCUUUGGAAGAGCUGGUGGACAGCUGAGGGCUGCUAGCUGUCAGCAGAGUUCUGUGUUUACCUCGGACCUUACCUGCUGACAUCUGCCAUCAGCUGUGAAUGGAGCAACGAUUCCUUGAGCUGAUUCAUUUUUAAAUACCAAAGGCUGGAGUUUUGAUCCUGGUGAAUGUACAUAGUCCCUACCUCAACUCCAACAGAAAUGACUACCAACAGUAUGCCUAAACAAGUCGAGGUGAGGAUGCACGAGAGUCACCUGGAGCCCAUUGAGGCCAGGCCUCAGUCCAAAUGUGCCAAAUUCUGCUCCAGUAUGUGCACGAACCUUCUGCUCACACUCACCAUCCUCGGUGUGAUCCUCGGAGCUGUAUUUGGGUGUUUGCUCCGUGUGGCCUCCCCGAUCCACCCAGACAUCGUCAUGGUGAUCGCUUUUCCUGGAGACAUCCUGAUGAGGAUGCUGAAGAUGUUGAUCCUGCCUCUCAUCAUCUCCAGUUUAAUCACAGGUCUGGCCGGUUUGGAUGCCAAAUCCAGCGGUCGCCUGGGCACCAGGGCAAUGGUCUACUACAUGACCACCACGGUUAUUGCUGCCAUCCUGGGAGUCAUCCUUGUAUUGGUUAUCCACCCUGGCAACCCCAAACUGAAGGAGAAUCUGGGCCAGGGCGAGAAGAACGACGAUGUGUCCAGCUUGGAUGCCUUCUUUGAUUUGAUAAGGAACCUGUUCCCAGAAAAUCUGGUGCAGGCUUGUUUCCAACAGAUCCAGACCACGACAAAAAAGACAGAGGUGCCUUUCGUUGAGGAUGUCAAUGCAACCGUCAUGGAAGGCCUGGUGGCUAACAUUACCAGGGAGCCUUUGAUUAUUGUCGAAAAGACCCUGCAGUUCAAAAGUGGCAUGAAUGUUCUGGGUCUGAUUGGUUUCUUUAUUGCAUUUGGCAUCUGCAUGGGCAAGAUGGGAGAGAGGGCCAGGCUCAUGCUUGAAUUCUUCAACAUCCUCAAUGAGAUUGUGAUGAAACUUGUCAUCUGUAUCAUGUGGUACUCUCCCUUCGGUAUUGCCUGUCUCAUCUGCGGUAAGAUCAUCUCCAUCAAGGACCUUGAGGUGGUGGGCAGACAGCUGGGCAUGUACAUGGUCACUGUGAUCAUUGGCCUCAUCAUCCACGGAGCUAUCUUCCUGCCUGCAAUCUACUUUGCUAUUGUCAGGAAAAACCCCUAUACCUUCUUCCUGGGCAUCUUCCAGGCCUGGAUCACCGCCCUGGGGACAGCCUCCAGUGCUGGUACACUGCCUGUCACCUUCCGUUGUCUGGAGGAGAACUUAGGUAUUGACAAAAGAGUCACUCGCUUUGUGCUCCCAGUCGGUGCCACCAUCAACAUGGACGGAACUGCUCUGUAUGAGGCAGUGGCAGCCAUCUUCAUCGCCCAAAUGAACGGCAUCUACCUUGACCCUGGUCAGAUUAUCACUGUCAGUCUGACUGCCACCCUGGCCAGUGUUGGAGCGGCCAGUAUUCCCAGUGCUGGCCUGGUGACUAUGCUCCUGAUCCUGACUGCUGUAGGCCUGCCAACCGAAGACAUCAGUCUGCUGGUUGCUGUUGACUGGCUGCUGGAUCGAUUCAGGACCUCAGUCAACGUGGUGGGUGACUCCUACGGUGCAGGCAUCGUGUACCACCUGUCCAAGCUUGAGCUUGAGGAACUGGAUGCACAAACAGCCAAAUCCGACGAAAUCGAAAUGACGAAGACCCAGUCUUACUACGAUGACAUGAAGAACCACCACGAAAACAAUUCCAACCAGUGCGUCAAAACCGCUCCCGCUACAGCUACAACUAGCACAACCGCUACUGCCACUGCUAACAAUACUGUAGAAGUAGUAAUAGAUGAAUGCAAGGUAACCUCAGCCACUAACGGCUCUGCUGCGGAGUGCACGCUUGUUGAGGAGGGACCAUGGAAACAUGAAUAAUGGCAGCAUAGAGAUCCCCUGCUCCUGGGCUCCACAAGCUUUCCCAUCUGGUGAUAAAAAAGAGUGAAUGAAAAAAAAGUCACAUGAACAGAACUACUAAUUGUUUUCUAUGUAGAUUAGUUUUCUUUUUUAUUAGUCCCUUUAAAAGUUUUUGUAACUGUCUAUCUGACUGAUAUAUACUACUAAUUCACUUAACCGUGAAAUAAUAACAGAGGUAUACUUAGAGCACAAUUAUGUCCGUUUAGCAUAUACUUGCACAACAUACUUCAAGGCUGGGGGAGGGAAGGAAGAGAAAAACAAACGUAAGAUAGGCUUCCCAUAGCAAUACAUCUCAUUUCUACAUUUGUGGGAGGAGUUAAGAGGAGAUAGGAAGUGGCUGUGUAGCAUGGGAAGUCCUGAGAUUAGCUUCCGAGUUUCAUUCAGGCGAUUUAUUAUUCAAAUGACAGAAGAUGAGUUGGAGUGAGAGCAUUAUUAAUGACAACCAGCGUGAUGUUUGUACAACACCAAUCUUGACUCUCGUACUGUCAGAGAUUUUAAAAUGCAUCUGACUGAAUAAGCCCAAUAUUAGCCUCUAUGUCUGCGGUCCAGCACACUACUGAAAGGGUAGGAGGCCACACUGAGCCUCGUAACCUACAAGCACAGUCACAGUCAUAUUCUAAAGCACAAAUUAUACCAUGAACGCCAUUUUCCAUCCCCCAGUUGUUUUACUCUAAAGGAAAGGGACUUUUAUUUCUUUAUGUCACCUGUUGAGUGAGAUGUAAAACGUGUGUGUGUGUGUUUGUGAGUAAUAGAGAGAGAAGGAGAUAAAGAGAGCAGGAGUUAAGAACAUGACCAAUUCAAUUAUAGGGACCAAACAGGCAGAAAAGCAAUCAACUCACAGAGGCCUUUGAACUGCCUCCAUGACGUCACUCACAACACAUUUUUCCAGGAUCAUUUUAAAACUGACUGGCACUGAAGAUGAUAUUACAACAUUUUCUGACAGACCCUCAAAGCUAAUGAAAUCACUGCCCUAAAUAUGCUUUCCCUUCUUCCAAAAGAUAUCUGUGAUGCCAAUGAAAUUAAAAGAACAUUAGCACCAAAAUGACUAUUGUCAAGACAAACAAUAGAAAAUAAUUGACAAAUCUGAAUAAUUAGAAGCAUAAAAAAGAGAUUAUAUAGAGCACAAAUGAAGACAAUGAGGAUAAUGUUCAGUCAGUGGCAUAAUCAAAGUCUGGCACAUUACCCUUUCAUGUCGAUACUGAUCGUAUUCCAAGUUAAAAUGUUAGCUGUUGAAAACAUUAUAAGGGACUGCAGAUACUCUUAUUAAAUAUUUUACACAGAAAUACAAUUUUGAAAUCCUCAAAUGUUUACCUGCUCACUGAUGAGCCUCGUUAAAAUGGCCUUCUUAAAGCACAAGUUUAUAAAGCACUGACUCUGAAAAGGUUGACAGUUUACUGCAUUGUUGAAAAAGUGUAAUUUUAUAAUAUGAUAAUAUACUGGGAAGGGAGUUUCCAAGCACACACAGGAAGCGCACAUACAUAUUUCAAACACAUUCCAGUGGUUUAUUGAUCCUCAACAUGCGUACUCUCAGAAAGCACAGACACAGAUAUUACUGACAGAGUACACAAAGUGAGCCACCAAUUUUUUUUUUUAAGAAACAGGAAGGAAGCAUUCAGCUGUCAGACGGAAUCUUGGCUGCACAAACAAAGAUGGAUCAGUGAUCUUGCUCUUCCAGCUUCUUGUUUAGCCAGACAUAACAAUUAAACAACCAUAUAUUCAACCACCAGAGCUCAAGACUGUUUCUACAACCCUAGAUGCUGCAGCUGUGCGUCCAUAUGGGUGCAAAGAUGUUUUCAGGAAACUCAGAACAGAACAAUAGACACUUCACAUGCGUUAUUCCACAAUUAUCAGGUAGUAACAAAACCUCUCAUAGAACCAAAUAGCUGAAAAUACACAGAAACAAAGCUGGACUACUGGCUGUUAUUUUGUAUUUUUUUAAGCUUAUGUGCAUAAGAGGUGAGACUUCUGUGAUAUGGCUGUGGAUUUGAUUUCUUUAUCAGUAUUGUGUCCUUCUCUCCUGUCUUGUUUCCUUGUAUUUGUGCUUAAUGACAACCUUGCCUUGAAGAUGUUCACUUCAAACAAAUGCCAACGUCAAAUGCCAAUUAAAGUAACAGUAGGGAACUUAACAAAAACAAUUAGCGCAGCACUCUGUCUUUUAGUUCCCUGAAACACUUUUCUUUUAAGCUCGGCUAACAGAAGCUUUGAUACAACAAAGAAUGCGCUUUGUGUUCAGCCGUAAACACUGCACAGACUGACGCACACCUUACACACAAAAACAAGCAUGCACACACACACAUUCACUUUUAUUUUUCUUCAAAUGCAAACACUCUUAAACCUCGAAGUCACUACAUUUGUAAUCGGUGAGCUGCAGAGCACAGCACUGACAACUCAACAGGCCCCUGAGCCUGACCUUUUGACCUUGUGAUGUUCAGGAAAAGAAAAAUCUCUAGUGAGGAGACAAUGUAUAGUGUCAUCGAUGGGGAUUGAGUGUUGAACCACUAUUAUGUUCAAACACACGGUUUUAAAAGCAUGAAUUCAAUGAAAACGAUGAUUAUUUUUUUGCACCACUAUCUUAAAAGCAUGAUAUUUGAAGUGCCUCGUUGCACUUUGUGUAUAUAUUGUAGGUAACAGAUGUUUUUUUCUUUCUUUGGAUUUAUUUUAGGGGGCGUUGAAAUGGUAAAUAGGAAUAUAGUUUCAUUGCUGUGACAUUUUUUAUGUAAUCCUCUAGAAAGAAAUAUAUAAUCUAUGUCCUGAGUAAAAUUAGAUUAGACAAAUGUAUAGAGAGGAAAUCGUGUAAUAAAUUGCUUGUUUUUUUAUUCUCUAAUAGCUGUUUACUAGUUGUUUUACUUACCUGUCACACACCAAUAUAUAAAUAUCUUUUUUUUCAUCUAAUGUAAGCGUUUUGAAUGUUUGUUCCAUGGAGAUAUAAGCAGUGUGCAUUCAUUUUCAUUGUACAUAAAUAAAUAUAUAAUUGUUCUGUUCAGUGGCGAUGCAGAAUUUAUCGGAAAUUACAGUGAUCAUGACGCAAACACUGUUUGCAUGACAAAGUGAAAGAAAGAGAGCGAGAAAGAAAGAUAGAAAGAAAGAAAGAUAGCGAGGGGAUGUUUUUGGUUUGAAAAAAAGGGGGCCAACAUGAAAUAUAUUUUGGUGGGAAUUACUGUGAUUAAGGUUUCUAAAAAGAGAGACAAAUAAAAAGGAAAAGGUCAAAUGUGCCCUGUAUGUAGGAUAGAGUGAGGAAUCAAAUAGAGCCUAGUGGUUAGAUGCAUUCAGAGGCCUGUUAGAGAGCAACACUCCUCAGGUCACUCAUCUGAAACAUUUUUCUCUUUUCAAUGAAAGAAACUUGCUUUAGUCUCAGGCAUCUUUGUUUACCAGGUGCAUGACAUGGAUAUAUAGAUCUUUUAGAUUCUGUUACCCUGUCUACAUGCCACAACUUCACACAUUCGACCUCUGGCGUGCCAUCAACAUCAUAGAUGUUUUUUUAGAAAUCGCAUUCGGUAAACUGCCUUUACUCCACUUGCCUUUUCUUUGCUUUCUACACAGAAACCUUAUGCACGCACAAACACCUGGAACUUGCCGAGCUAAAUGGCACUGAUCAAAUGGAAAAUGAUUGACAGUAUUUUAAACAAAAAGCCAGUUUAUCUUUGAGCUUGUCCUUUUCUACUGCAAUGUGUCUUUUUUGAAGAAACUCCCAAACAGAGCUGAUGUCUCACUGUCUCACUCCUGCCUACAACGUGCUUUCCUGAUCUUACUUUUCUAGGCCUUCCCUCUUUGUAAAGCUGUUGUAAUAUUGAUGUAAAGGCAGAGCGUAUGUGUGGGGGAGAAACAAUAUUGAGAAAAAAAUGGACAAAAAAAAAUACAGAAUUCUUUACUUGGUCUAUGGUAUACAUAAAAAAAAUCUGUUUCUACAUAUCAAUAAGUGUUGUACCUUUGGUGUACAUAUACAAAUAUAACUAAUAAAUGUUGAUUCAUAACUAAA